GUAAGAUACAGCUUCGUAAAAUUAGGUGGUCGAGCCAUAAUAUAAAUAGAAAAGGAGACGAGAUUCUCGGCGUGACUUUGAUUGCUCCAUAUCGGACCACCACGGCAUAAUUUCUCUCUCUCUUCUUCUCCCCUAUCUCUCUACACUUGGCCAAACCAUCUCUGCCCCCAGCAUUUCAGAAUGGGCAGCCCAUUCAAAGACCACCACCACCACCACCCCUUCUCUCUCGCUAAGAAGCUUAUUCCUUGGACCUUUUAUGCUAUGAUCCCUUUAGUUCUCUUUCGCUUGUAUUUUUACCCUUACCCCCUCCACCACAUCACCACUCCCAUUCUCACCUCCUCCUCCUCUGUUUCUUCUUCCACUCCUUUCGUAGAACAGGAAACUUCUUGUGACUACACCAGUGGUAAAUGGGUCCGUGAUAAAAGAGGUCCUUUGUAUAACGGCUCAGCCUGUGGCACAAUCAAGGAAGGACAGAAUUGCAUCGCUCACGGCAGGCCCGACAUGGGUUAUCUCUACUGGAGAUGGAAACCAAAGCAUUGUAAGCUCCCAAGGUUUGAACCCAGUACAUUCCUCCAACUCCUUAGAAACAAACAUUUAGCUUUUGUCGGUGACUCUAUGGCUAGAAACCAAUUGGAGUCACUUCUUUGCAUGCUAUCCUCUGCUUCUGCCCCUAAUCUAGUUUAUCGAGAUGGUGAAGACAAUAAGUUUCGUAGGUGGUACUUUGAAUCUCACAAUAUCAACAUCUCAGUUUACUGGUCACCAUUUCUCGUGAAAGGUGUGGAAAAAUACAAUACCGGUCCCAAUCAUAACCAGCUGUAUUUGGACCAUGUUGAUGAGAGAUGGGCUGCUGAUAUGAAUGGAAUUGACAUGAUUGUGUUAUCAAUUGGUCAUUGGUUCUUACAUCCUGCAGUGUAUUAUGAAGGCGAUCAAGUACUGGGUUGUCAUUACUGUCCUGGUCUUAAUCACACUGAGAUUGGAUUUUAUGAUGUCUUGAGGAAGGCUAUAAAAACCACACUUAAGGCUCUAAUUGACAGGAAAGGGGCUAAUAGCAAUGGUAUUAAUGCAUUCGUGACUACCUUUUCUCCUGCCCAUUUCGAAGGUGACUGGGAUAAGUUAGGUGCUUGUCCAAAAACCAAGCCUUACAAGGAGGGAGAGAAAGCACUUGAAGGAAUGGAUGCAGACAUGAGACAAAUUGAGGUUGAAGAAGUAGAAGCAGCAAAAAUGAAUUCUACACAGCUUGAAAAGUUCAGAUUAGAGGCACUAGAUAUUACCAGUUUGUCAUUAAUGAGGCCAGACGGUCACCCAGGUCCAUAUAUGCAUCCAUUUCCUUUUGCCAAUGGCGUUACUGAGCGCGUGCAAAAUGAUUGUGUGCAUUGGUGCUUGCCUGGGCCCAUAGAUACUUGGAAUGAGAUAUUGCUUGAGGUUAUAAAGAAAUGGGACUCUGAAUCAAGAAGAGAAGAAUGAGUCAUGACAAGGUUACUGUGUAAGAAUGUUAAUUUCGAUCUAUCUGGGUGGUGGCUGGUUUCGACUGAUCAAGAAGAUGGCAUAAAUGGUGCCAACCACAAUGAUCCUUUUGGACUAUACUUAGGUCUGGCUAAAAUGUGAAGACGAUGUCAACGUAAGAACAUGGCCAUGGUCCAAACAAUUUGCAACCUUCCGCCGAGGAAUUUGUUUGGGUGUGGGUUCGGAUGCUGCCUAAACCCCUUUAAUUUUAAAUGUAAGUUUCUUUUUAUUUUACUUUUUCAAGAAACACUUAAAUUAUCUGCUUAAUUAAUUUUUUAUAUUUUACCCAUUUCGUUUUAGAGUAUGGAGAUUUCUUAGAUUCAAAGAAUUUACUUAUUAUUGGUA
This is a messenger RNA of Populus euphratica (Euphrates poplar), 1848 nucleotides long. Its product is annotated as protein ALTERED XYLOGLUCAN 4. The record is from RefSeq and is a predicted model, not a curated record. The transcript has 2 exons. Gene Ontology annotation, cellular component: Golgi apparatus. Bases 181 to 1464 code for a protein of 427 amino acids. Lineage: Eukaryota; Viridiplantae; Streptophyta; Magnoliopsida; Malpighiales; Salicaceae. Gene Ontology annotation, molecular function: O-acetyltransferase activity.